AUGGAGAAGAAGGCCCUCUUGGGCGACGUGGAGCUCGGCCUCCGCCUUGGCAACUACACCUAUGCCAACUACCACCACAACAACGACCGACCACCACCGACAUCGCCGGCCCGGCACCACAACAAAGUCAACGGGUUCGAGACGCUGCCGGACGAGGUGCUGCUGAUGGUGUUCGGGUGGCUGCCCACGUUCCGCGAUCGAAUGGCGCUGCAGGCGACGGACCGCCGAUGGCGCCUGGCGGCGGCGGGCCACCGCGAGUUUGAGGCCGAGCGCGCCCAGCGGAUGGCCAAGGGCCGGUGGUACCACGAGGAGUUUCGCGGGCGGGCCAAGCGCGAGCGCGAGGCCAAGAGCAAGCAGCGCAACGAGGAGUGGCUGAAGGAGCGCGAGCGCGAGCUGCUCCUGGGCCAGAUCACGCCCGAGGAGGCCCCGCCCGAGGUCCUAGCAAGGAGGAAGCUGCGCCAACGAAUAACGCUCGUGGUCGUCGCUAUUGCCCUGGGGCUCUACGCGGUCGGCAUGGUCGUGUACCUGACACAAAUAGCAUGA
Molecule: messenger RNA, 543 nt
Organism: Acanthamoeba castellanii str. Neff
Lineage: Eukaryota; Discosea; Longamoebia; Acanthamoebidae
Exons: 1
Coding region: 1-543 (180 amino acids)
Molecular function (GO): protein binding
Source: RefSeq, a predicted model, not a curated record